UCAAACCCUCCACCAUGAUCAAAACCUCGACCAUCUCCCUUCCCCUUAUUCCCUCCUUUCUUCCCCUCCUCAACUCUUCCAUGGUAGUUGUAUGUCUCUUGAUCCAUCUUUUUUUUUCCGUUUAUACUAUCCAUAUGUGUGUGUGUUUAUGUGUCUUUCUCUCAGGUGUCGGAAAGCUGGAGGAAGUGCUGCUGCAUGGCGGCCAUGGAAAUGGAGAUGAUGAAUUGUCUGACGAUGGAUCGCAUCACGGGGAGAAGAAGAAGAGGCUCAACACGGAACAAGUGAGGGCUUUAGAGAAGAGUUUUGAGCUGUCAAACAAGCUUGAUCCCAACAGAAAAUUGCAUCUGGCUAAGGAAAUAGGGUUAAAACCAAGGCAGAUUGCGAUCUGGUUUCAGAACAGGAGGGCCAGAUGUAAGAACAAGCAACUGGAAAAAGAUUUUGAUGCUUUGAAGAAACAGUUUGAAGCAAUCAAAGCUGACAACCAUGCCCUUCAAGCUCAAAACAACAAACUUACCGCAGAGUUAUUGUCUUUGAAGAACAAAGAUUCAAAUGAAACCCAAACCAAGAACGAAAACGAGGGUUCAUGUAGCAUUAAUGGAAGCAAGGACAGCCGUGACGUGAACUUAGAUAUCUCGAGAACAACAUUGAGGGCUUCGUCCAUUAGGCCCGCGGCUCAACCAUUAGACCUGAAACUUGACCGAGUGGCUCACGAUGAUUCGAGCCUGACAUGGCAUAUGUUGAAUGGAGUAGAUGAACAGCAAGGUUUCUGGCCUUGGGCUGACCAAUCAAUCAAAUUUUCAUUGAACUAAAAACCAUUUGUCCGACGGGUACCAGCGCCCCAUGCCCUUGGGGAUUGACUCAGCCAAGUUUAAGAAGAAAUUACUAGUUUUUAUUUCCAUUUCUACAUCAUUGUUUUGUCU
Messenger RNA from Hibiscus syriacus, 920 nucleotides. RefSeq names its product homeobox-leucine zipper protein ATHB-20-like. The transcript has 2 exons. Gene Ontology annotation, biological process: positive regulation of DNA-templated transcription. Gene Ontology annotation, molecular function: DNA-binding transcription factor activity, RNA polymerase II-specific; sequence-specific DNA binding. NCBI's taxonomy places the organism in Eukaryota, Viridiplantae, Streptophyta, Magnoliopsida, Malvales, Malvaceae. The record is from RefSeq and is a predicted model, not a curated record. Gene Ontology annotation, cellular component: nucleus. Bases 15 to 809 code for a protein of 264 amino acids.